AUGGCAACGACGUCGAGUGUCAACAUUGAUUCUCUUCUUGCUGACGAUCAGUUUAAUGAUCAACAAGAGAACCAAGAUGAGGAUUCAGAUUUUCCAUUUACACAGCACAUGACAAAGGACUUAUUCGAUUAUCAAGUUGACCAAGUAGAACAGGAGAAUGACGGCAAAUUUGAUGCUGAUCUACUCCUGUACCAAAACUAUAGAUUUAUGAUGCUAGAGGACCUUCGUAAGGAGCUUGGUGAUCUUCUAGAUCAGCUUGACGACCAGCUUGUGGAUCUCAUAAAUAGGGACUACCAGGAUUUCAUCACGUUAGGACAGUCAGUGGGAGGCACAGUGGAAACGAUACAAAUGGUCAAGUUUGACGUUACCUCAUACAAGAAUAGCCUUGCCAGCAACCAAAAGUACAUCGAUAAUGUGAUAAAUACAGUGAAAAAGCUUAAAUCCCAGAAAACUAAUCUAUCCAAAUUGAAAUGGAAGGCCGAAGCGUUGGUUCUCUUACAUACUCAGGUGGACAUGUUUGAGAAAUAUAUCGCAAAAAAGAUCCAAGAUGAAGUAGUAACCUUUGAGCAAAUCAACAAGCUGACUAGUCUCUAUCUGUCCAUCACUUCCAUCUUGGAUUCUAUAUUGGAAGAGCACAAACCAGAAGACGGACCGAUAGUAAUUCUAGAAAAGUUAAAGUCACAGGUGAACUCAUCUAGAUACGAGUAUCAAAGCAUUAUGGAUACGUAUAUCUCUGGCCUAAAGAGUGAAAUCAAGAAAAUGACCAGUUCUCAACCUCAAGACCCUAAGUCAGUAUCAGAACUUCAAGAGCAAGUGAUGACGAUUUUGACUUUUUAUCCUUACACUGGAAACAACAAGCUGUUUUCCGAACCAGAUGAAUAG
This is a messenger RNA of Komagataella phaffii GS115, 882 nucleotides long. RefSeq lists its product as hypothetical. Gene Ontology annotation, biological process: Golgi organization; protein transport; intra-Golgi vesicle-mediated transport. The coding region runs from base 1 to 882 and encodes 293 amino acids. NCBI's taxonomy places the organism in Eukaryota, Fungi, Ascomycota, Pichiomycetes, Pichiales, Pichiaceae. Gene Ontology annotation, cellular component: membrane; COG complex. The record is from RefSeq and is a predicted model, not a curated record. The transcript has a single exon.